UUUUGACGCUUUGAUGUGAAAUCAAUGCCUUGACGUGAACUCGUGCCUAGACUUUGAACCCGGAAGAUAUGCUGGGACUCUUCUGACGCAAUAAUGUAACAAUUAUAUUCUUUUCAGUGUUAGAAAAAUAAAUGUGUCCGAUUUUUCAUAGCUCUGUCCACAAUCGUCUUUAUUUCAAUUUUUCAUAUUUUUCUACAAAAAGAAGAUGAAAGAAACCAGUUUUUUUCCCGCCCCUCAAAAGUUUACGAAAUAUUACAUCUCUAGUCGUGACGUAUAACCACAAUGGGGGAUUGGCCAUAAUUCUUCCUUCUCUUCUACUGUCCUCUGUUACACCGCUCUAUCUUUCUGCCCCCUACCGAGUAUCAGGCCAAGGAUGCGCUUCUCCACCUUUCCUCUCAUUGAACUUUCUUUCUUUUUUUUUUGAAAGAAAAUACCCUUCAUACAAAAAACACGGAUAUUUGAUGCAAGAUCUAACCACACUGAUGUCGAUUUCAUUUCCAAGACGUUCUUUUCUUUUCUGAGCUUCCAUGCACGUGGCAUAACGUGCGACUGGCGCCUGCAGUCACCUCGCGCCACGACAAGGAAGAGGAGAAACGCCAUGGCUCAGAUUCGAAUGGUAGCUAUGUGGAUUUUCUUGAUUGUAGCGGUCACCGGGCUAGGCGCCGCCCCUACGGCUGUCGGAGCAGAGGAUCAGGAUGCCGCAGACAACCCACAGGCCCAGCACGCGUCAAGGACUGUCGUCGUGGCCGGAUCCGCUGGCGUUCCGCUGAGCGUCAACUCGGCGCUGGCGCCGGCCAGCCGCCAGGAGUACGGGGCUGUGCAGCCGGCGGGCGGCUACGGCCCAGUGCCGCGCAGCAGGCUGCGCCGGAACGCCCACAGACGUCGGAGGCGCCUGGACAACCCGCGCUACUACUACCCGAAUGGCGACUACUCAGCAGACACAGAGGUAGGCUGGGACAACUACCGCCGGCGAGCCGUGCGCGAGUCGGCUGAGGUGGGCCGGCGCUCGGACUCCUACCAGGCAUCCUACGCGGCUCCGCUGGAGUCGGACGCCGCCGCUUCGGCGGAGCGCUUCAAGGUCGACGAAGGUCAGAGGGAGCCGGAACAGGAGUACGCGGCCGGUGGGUACGACUACCGGACUGGCUACCAGCGCCAAGGCUAUCAGAAGCAGCGACGCUCCGCCGCCGCACUGCCGGCACCCAGGCGAAACGCCAAGCAGUGGGGCUCGUGGCAGUCGGACUACGGCGGCCAUAUGCAGCAGUCCUGGAACGCGCGCUACCCGCAGUAUGACUACGGUGAGGCAGCCAUUGCAUAUGCCAGGAAGGAGCCGUCCAAGUUCUAUGGCCGCGAAGAAGCCGCCUCGGGCGUGGCCGAUCCGGGCGGCAACGCGGCUUCCAGCUAUGCCGCCGAUGUGGCCGGCCAGGACGGAGUAGUGGAGCGCGCUGGAGACGUGCCGGCCGUCGCCCCCGCCGCCAUCCCCCAGUAGUGCAGCAAUAAACCGAGGAGAGCACUAA
This is a messenger RNA of Dermacentor andersoni, 1514 nucleotides long. RefSeq lists its product as uncharacterized. The record is from RefSeq and is a predicted model, not a curated record. NCBI's taxonomy places the organism in Eukaryota, Metazoa, Arthropoda, Arachnida, Ixodida, Ixodidae.